AUGGAUCGUUUGAGCAUUCCCCUUGUCCUUCUCUUCACUCUGGCUUCAGUCACACCCAUUAUGGGGUGUUUCUGUGACCACUACCAAUGGAGUUCAUGGUCCUAUUGUACCAAAACCUGCAACUCUGGAACCCAAGAACAUAAAAGGACUGUGCGUCAUGAUGAUCACUGGACAAAAAACAAGUGUGGCCUGCUGUGUCAGACUCAUGAGAGGAAAGUGUGCAAUACUGAUGCUUGUCCUAUCCACUGCCAACUGACUGAGUUCAGACCCUGGUCAGAGUGCUCGCCGUGUGACAAAAAAUAUUUCAGAACCAGAUCUGUAUUGAGGCUGGCUCAGUUUGGCAGAGAAGACUGUAGCAAACCACUUUUUGAGGAAAGACCUUGUCAUCCCUCCAAGGAAUGCAGGAUUGAGCCUGUCAACUGUAAAGACACGUUGACCUGUGACAGUGGAAGAUGUAUCAACUCUACUCUGGUGUGCAACAACCAGAACAACUGUGGAGACGACUCUGACAAGAGGAUUUGCGGGAAUACAAAACAAGUGUGUGCAAGUCAAAGGCGGUUUGCUUUCAUUCCUGGAGCAGACCUGACUGGUCAUGGAGGAAAUGAGGGGUGCUGUUCUGGAUAACUCGUUCAUGGGAGGGGACUGCAAUUUACAAAAACAGCAGGAACUACUAUCGGAUCCCUGCCAACAUUGAGAACAUUGACAUCAAGGUGGAAUAUCUUGAGGAUGUUCAAGAAAAAGCAGUCAAACCUGAAAAAAAUCACCUUGACCAAAGAAUCAUCAAGAUUCAUGCUUUCUAGUUCUUUCAAGGGGCAAUCAAAGCAUCUCAAAAAAAGGUAAGGGACGUCUUUUAAACCUCAAUUUAUCUCCACCCCUAACAGUAUACAAUAUAUAGGCCUACGUUUGCACAUAACUAAAACACAUUUUUAACUUUAUGUAUUUUUACUGAGUUUUAUAGGGUGUGUCAAGUUGUUGCCCAUCAACGUUCAAAACGAAAUCCUCUGACCUCUACUUGUCAGAUCUGUUCUUUCAGUUUCCAAACAGCCUGCCACUGUAAUACAACUACACCCUUUACAGACAGAUCUUUCAGAUGUUUUGGAAAUGUUAUUCCAGCUCUGGCACAUUUGGGGGGAGGUAUGACCUCCUUUUCCAAUACAAUCGGGAAGAACUGAAAAACUCUGGAUUGACAGAAGAAGAAACUAAAUAUUGUCUUGGUCGGGAUAACACCAUCAUCACUAUAUUCUACAAUAGAAUAUCACAUAGUUCCACCUGAGGGAAAAAUUGUCUUUUAUAUUUUAACGAUUUAAUGAUAUUUUAAUGUUUCAUCCUUUUUCCAUUCUUGUUCUAUUAUAAAACCAUAUGAAAAGUGUAUCACAUCAGUGCAAGUAGGUAGAGCUGAAUUUACGGCAGCCCUGGCCUUGGAGAUCAAGGGUGUAUCACCAAACAGCAAUACGUACAAGGACUGGAUCAAAUCUACAAUAGACAAUCCAGCUGUUGUAGAUGUUAGGAGGAGAAACAAAGAUUUAUUCGAUUUGGAAGUGGUCCCAGAUUAACCCAUCAGAUAUUUUAGGGUACAAAAAUAUCCCAGUCUUCUAAAAGAAUUGCUUCUGAGCAGUUUAAUAAUUUUUUGUCAAUGUCUUAACUAGCUGUUGACUUUAGUGAAUUUUGUGCGGGGCUUCCCUUGUGCUGCGACAAAGAGAUUGCAUCUACACAGGGCACUGGAGGAAUACCAGACAGAAUUUGACUCUUGCAAAUAUGCCCCCUGCCCAAAUAACGCACAGCCAACUCUGUCUGGAACACAGCGUACUUGUAUUUGCCAGACUGGGACCUACGGAGAUACCUGUGAGAAACGAGCACCAGACUACACUGCAGGUUCAAAUGCUUGCUUGCAGAUAUCAGCCAUAUGUAAUGUAAUUACUGGUGGUGACCUAGUGGUUAGAAAUUUUGACUGGUGUUACAAAGGCUUUAAGGUUCAAUCCAAGAAGAGAUUAACUAGAGGGUUUGCUAAAAUCCAAUUAUGCUGGUAUCCAGUCACCCAAAAAUAGGAUUGUUCACCCAAAAGUGAAAAGUCUGUCAUCAUUUACCCAUUAUGUACUUUCUUUCUUCCGUGAAACACCAAAUGAGAAAUUUAGCAGAAUCAAAUUUCGCAAGAAUACAAUGAAAUUGGAUGAGGAACAGGGGCUGUCAAGCUCCAAAAUAAUAAAAAAGUACUAUAAAAGUGUCAUAAACGUAGUUUAUAUGACUUUCAAAGACCUAAAUUAAAGUUUUUCAAUGUAAAUAAAAGAACAGCUGGAACUUUCUGCUAUAAAUAACUCCUUUCAUGUUUCACAGAAGAAAGAAUGUCAUACAGGUUUCAAAAAACAAGAGGUUACAUUUUAAUUUUUGGUUUAACUAUUCCUUUGACCACAGGUAGCUACAGAGGAACUCUGUAUGAAAUAGUAUACUGUAAAUUACUUUGGAAAAAACAUCAGCCACUUGACAGAUCAACAAACCUCAGUAUGAUUAUGGAGAUCAUGAGGAGUUUGUUUGCUUCACUGGCUAUGAGCUGGAUGGAUACCAGCUCAUCCACUGUCUGCAAGAUGGUACCUGGUAAAAACCAAAGGGAUGGUGCUGUAUAAACUCAACGGAAUAUAAACUAUGAAAUAUAAAAAAAGCAUCAUUUUUUAACUAAAAGCUAAUUUUGUCCCUUACAAUUUUCACCGCAUAUGUUUUCCUGUCAUUGCAGAACAAGUUUGCCCCAAACCCAAAGUGCCUGAUGACAUGCAGAUACAGCCAGACAACACAGAGUAUACAGUAGGAAGUGCCAUCAUGUUGACCUGCUUACAGUGACAUGAGUCCCUCAAGUUUUGCUUGGGAGCCAAACAUGGCACAAGAUAUACACUGCAAAAUUGAAUCAUUGUGAGAAACCACCCAGGACAACCAGGAAGGAGAAACCACCUAGGACAACCAGAUAAAGAGAUGGGCCCUGCUCAUAUACAGUAGAUUUGGCAGAGAUUAUGACAUCACUGAUCUACCUGCGGACAGGAAUUCCCAGCAUGACUCAACACUAUUAUCAGAUGCUGGACAUUCAGUGCUGGCUGGCUUCCCCACUUGCUGACUAUUUUUCCAAUCAGUGUCUGAGUCGCUGCUAUUAUUAUGUCACCAUUUCAUAAUCUGAACGGGUGUUUAAAGCGUUACGUUUCAGUAAACAGUGUGUAAAUGAUGUAUUUGGGAUAAUGUAUUCAUUUUGUAUUUUGAGGGCGGUUGUAAAAUAGUGUUUUGUCCAAAACUCUCUGGAACACAUAAACCUCUGUCUUCAGUAAGUUGUGCAAUAUUUGUUGUUCAGCUCAAUGACCAAUCCCUGGGUAAAACAAGGGUCAAAACUCUAUUGAGUUGAGAUCUAUUGAACAGCGGCAAUUUCUCAGGGCCAGCAAAGCCUUCUCUGCUGGCCUAACAUGCCAAAUAAGUAAAUAUUUUUCAUCCUUUCAUUCUCAAUCACCUUUUUGUCAUCUAUUUUUAAUCACUUUCCACUCUUAAUUAAUCUACAAACAAAUAGAGAAAAAUGAAAAGUUUAUCCAGUCAGAAUUUAUUCCUUGAUGCUUACAAGCAAAGUGUGAACUGUUUCACAAAUCGCAUGCCCGAAGUCAUGCUCCUUUGCCGAAGCAGCGCAUGAGUCUGAGCUCCACUCAUGCGUUGCUCCACCUUUAGAAUUUCUUCAGAAUCCCUCAACAGUGCAAAUGA
Myxocyprinus asiaticus (Chinese sucker) is the source of this 3720-nucleotide messenger RNA. RefSeq names its product complement component C6-like. Gene Ontology annotation, cellular component: membrane attack complex. NCBI's taxonomy places the organism in Eukaryota, Metazoa, Chordata, Actinopteri, Cypriniformes, Catostomidae. Gene Ontology annotation, molecular function: protein binding. The transcript is spliced from 10 exons. The record is from RefSeq and is a predicted model, not a curated record. Gene Ontology annotation, biological process: immune response. The coding region runs from base 1 to 624 and encodes 207 amino acids.